AUGGACCGUUUGGACUUGCUGGGGUUCCUCAUCAUUACAUUAAAUUGCAACAUGACCAUUGUGGGGAAGAUCUGGCUUAUCUUCAUGAUCUUGCUGAGGAUGGUGGUGAUUCUCGUGGCCGGGUCCCCUGUCUACCAGGACGAGCAGGAGAGGUUUGUGUGCAACACUCUACAGCCAGGGUGCGCCAAUGUCUGCUAUGAUAUUUUCUCCCCUGUGUCCCACCUUCGCUUCUGGCUGGUCCAAAGCAUUUCUGUCCUCCUCCCUUCUGCGGUUUUCAGUGUCUAUGUGCUGCACAAAGGAUCCGAGCUCGUCGCCCGGGAACCUUUCGAGCCAGAUGGCUGUCCCGGGUGCCAGGACCACGCUGACUCGAGCCCUGGGGAUAAUCGCUGCCUGCUGCCCUGCAGAGAAGGGCGCAGCCUGUUGGUGCCAGAUUUCUCCUCAGGCUACAUCGUGCACCUCUGUCUGAGGACCCUGAUAGAGGCAGCUUUCGGGGCCUUGCAUUACCUCCUCUUCGGAUUCUCGGUCCCUAACAGGUUCUUCUGCACCCACUCUCCCUGCUCUGGCGCGGUGGACUGCUACGUCUCUCGGCCCACGGAAAAAUCAAUCCUGAUGCUCUUCCUCUGGGCGCUCAGCGCACUCUCGAUGCUGCUCAGCGUGGCCGACCUACUCUGCAGCGCGCGCAGGAGGACGCUCGGGGGACCCGGCAGGGCAGGGAGGAGGGCGGAUCCCGCGGCUCCCACAGCGCGGUGGGAGGAAAGGGCGGCGCUCGCGCACCCUGGCAGGUGGACCGGAGGGAAAGGUGCCCACAGCCCCAGUGGUCAGUCUGCUGUGUCCCGGCAGAUAGAGCUUCAAGAUGAGGACGAGAGUGAGGGGCUGUCUUCAGCCAGCGACAAGCUGCCUAGGGCUCGCACAAAGCCUAGGGGCAGGCCCCUCAGAAGGGACCCCCAGGACCCCAGCAGCGAGCAUUCCUUAACAUUCUGCAGUCAGUCGGCCCGGCACUCUCCGUCCAGUCCGCGGCAGCCCCAUGCCGGGCCGGCGGGCACUGGGAGCGCCCCGCUCCUGGGGACCAGAAGGUCCGAAUGGGUGUGA
This is a messenger RNA of Pteropus alecto (black flying fox), 1089 nucleotides long. RefSeq names its product gap junction protein delta 4 (gene GJD4). Gene Ontology annotation, biological process: cell communication. Bases 1 to 1089 code for a protein of 362 amino acids. The transcript has 2 exons. Gene Ontology annotation, cellular component: connexin complex. The record is from RefSeq and is a predicted model, not a curated record. Lineage: Eukaryota; Metazoa; Chordata; Mammalia; Chiroptera; Pteropodidae.